Molecule: messenger RNA, 4535 nt
Organism: Nanorana parkeri
Lineage: Eukaryota; Metazoa; Chordata; Amphibia; Anura; Dicroglossidae
Gene: MTCL2
Product: suppressor of glucose, autophagy associated 1
Exons: 15
Coding region: 81-4535 (1484 amino acids)
Biological process (GO): regulation of autophagy; insulin receptor signaling pathway
Source: RefSeq, a predicted model, not a curated record
CGGACAGCAGCUCGGAGGGUUCGUGUGCCUCGGAGGAGAACAGCAGCAGCCGGGGGAGCAGCGAGGAGACGUCCAGCCGCAUGCAGCUCAGCACCUCCAUGGCCUUCUCCGACCUGACCGAGGACAUACUGGACGGGGCCACCGAGGGGCUGAUGAGGGAGAUGGAGGAGCUGCGCUCAGAGAACGACUAUCUCAAGGAUGAGGUUGAAGAGCUGAGGUCAGAGAUGUUGGAAAUGAGAGACGUCUAUAUGGAGGAAGAUGUUUAUCAGCUGCAGGAGCUCCGGCAACAGCUGGAACAAGUGCACAAGACUUGCCGAAUCCUGCAGUACCGGCUGAAGAAAUCCGAGCGCAGAGGGCUGAGGGUGGCACAGACGGGACAGGUCGACUGCGAAUUCAUCAACACCCUCGAGCAAGAUGUCAAGGUGGCCAAAGAUGUCUCUAUUCGCCUCCACAAUGAACUGGGAGGGGUGGAAAAGAAAAGAGCAAAAUUGGAGGAGGAGAAUGAAGAGUUGAGGCAACGACUGAUCGAGACCGAUCUGGCCAAACAAGUACUGCAGAACGAGAUGGACAAAUUUAAGGAGAACUCUUUAAAAAAGAGAAGGUCGGGGAAAGUGGAGAAGAAACCACCUCAGGAGGACAACGCCGAUCUCAAAUGUCAGCUGCACUUUGCAAAAGAGGAGUCUGCUUUAAUGUGUAAGAAGCUAUCAAAAUUUGCAAAGGACAAUGACACCAUGAAGGAAGAACUGAUGAAGUACAGGUCCAUGCAUGGAGACCUAGAUAGUUCAUUGUCCAUUGAUGAACUGGCCAACACUUCACAUUCUAGAGAAGCUGAGCUAAAGUCGCAUCUGAAGCUUGUUGAAGAGGAAGCCAACCUCCUGAGUCGAAGAAUGGUAGAACUUGAGGUUGAGAAUAGGGGUUUAAGGGCUGAAAUGGAUGAGAUGAAAGUUCAUGCCGAUAGAGAUCAUCUUGGUCAGGAUUCAAGAUUUUCUUUCUUGUCCGGAGAGUCUGGAGACAGUUUUGUGGAGCUCAGACGGCAUCUGCAGUUUGUGGAAGAAGAAGCGGACCUUCUCAGGAGAUCUAUGAUGGAGUUAGAGGACCAAAACAAGCUGCUGAUGAAUGAGCUCAAUAAAUACAAGUCUGACCAUGACCUGGACAUAACCUUGUCGGAGGACAGCUGUUCUGUCAUCAGCGAACCUUCUCAAGAGGAACUCGCAACUGCCAAAAUGCAGAUCAGCGAACUCGGUGGCAAAGUCAAGAAACUCCAGUAUGAGAAUCGGGUACUUCUUUCAAAUCUUCAACGCUAUGAUCUGGCAUCAUGUCAAACCACAAAACCCUUCAUGGAGACGGAUGCUGAAGCAGGAGAUUCUGCUCAAUGCGUCCCAACACCUCUCUGGCGAGAAGGGCCAAUUGGUGGGGAAAUGGAUUCUACAGAUUCAAAAGAAUGCACGGGCAAGGGAACGGUUAAAUCUCCAGAAACUUGUCACACGUCGCCGUCCAGGUUACCAAAGAUUAAAGAGCUGGAAAGUCUCUUUGGCAUUCGAACACAAGUGGAAUUGAUCAGCAAAGCAAUUGAGGUUUUGACAUCUUAUGCCAAUGGGUUUCCAUCCGGUAUAAAGCUCUGCACAAAUAAUGACUGUCGGGACCUCUUGUUGACAGAAGCUAUUGAUAAUAGUGAAGUCACCAGCAACUCCAAACUGAUCAGUGCCAUUUUUAGUAGACUAGGUGUGCUGCAACAAGAAUUAAACAGUUUUACCAAGAAAGUCGAUGCCCUUGGAGAGCCAUACAAAGGACUGCAGGAUUCUUCCUUACCACUACCAGAUAGUACCUAUCAAGGGACCACGAACGACUCGUCCAAGAAAGAGCACAUCUCCAGUUUACAGCAGCCCGAGUGUAGGAACUGCCGAGAGAAGGAGACGUCUGGCUGGGAGAAGAUGGAUGGGGAUCACAGUACUGACCACGUGAGAGGCUAUAACACCUAUCAGCCUGAAGACAACGAGUCCUUUGCAGCAGAGAUUCAGGACCUGCAGCUGGUGCUGUCUGAAGCCAAUGAGACCAUUCAGGGGCUGCAGGAGCAGCUGUCACAGGAGAGACAGUUGAGGAAGGAAGAUGAAGAGGCCUUCAACCAGAAAAUUGUCCAGCUGAAGGAAGACCAGCAGAAACUGCUCCUAAGGCGAGACUUUGAGCUCCAGAGCCUGGGUCUGGAGAGGAGACUGGAGCAGAAGUUCUGGAGCCAGGAGAAGAACAUCCUAGUGCAGGAAGUCCAGCAGUUCAAGCAGAGCUUCUUCCUGACCUUCAUGAAGCUCAGGUGGUUUCUACAGCGUUGGCGGAAGGGGAAGGUCCUGCCAAGCGAAGGAGAAGACUUUCUGGAGGUAAACUGUGUGAAGGAACUUUACAUGCUCAUAGAGGAGGAGGAAUUAAACGGCCCAUGCACGGAUUACAAAGCCUGCGAAGGGGAAAGUUGGCCGCAGAAUAUGACAAUUGAGUCCAUGAAAACCGUCUCUGAUGUUAAGAGAAUCCUCAAAGACCUUUGUAAUGAAUUGCAGGAAGAAAGGAGAGGGAUGAAUGAGCUUCAACAGCAGUUUGCAAGAGCCAAAGCAGCCUGGGAGAUAGAGAGGACGGAGCUGAAGCUGGAGUGCGGGAAGCACGGUAUAGACAGGAACUCCACUGAUAUCAAAGCUGCUCUGAAACGGGAGCGAGAAGAGCACCAACAUCUCCUGGCAGAGUCCUACAGCGCCGUCAUGGACCUCACUAAGCAGCUGCAGGUCAGCGAGAAGAACUGGGGGCAGGAAAAGGAGGAGCUGCUGGCUCGCUUCCAGGAGGAGCGCAAGAAAACAGAGGAGCAAGUAACAGAGCUGCAGGGGAAGCUCAAGCAGAAAGAAGGAGAGACGUGGGUUAGAGGCCCAGAACGAAAGAGCAGCUGCUGGAAGGAGGCUCUCAAUGACAAUAUGCAGGAUAAAGAUAUUGACUGUGACAUGGAUGCUAAUGGGUCCGGUUUAAAAAGAACAAAGUCUGUAUCGUCCGUGUUGGAGUUUGAGAGUCUGCUGGACAGUUCUCCUUAUGUGCCUGGAAAAUUGCCCUCUAAUUAUGAGGAGAGUAAAGGGAUGAAUGGAGUCCUAGACUCCCAGCACCUGGUCAACGGUUCUAUAGAGCCAGACCUUGGCCAGAAUUGCUGUGCAUACGUGAAUGACAAGUCCUCGUCUGAGCACUCUGCGAAGGACAGGCUGGGAAUUUCUUCUUGGGAUUACACAAUGGAUAAGACCGGGAACAACAGAGAGUCAGGUCACAAGCAAAUACAGAGAAGCCACACUGCCCCGGACAGAACAGGCAUUAGGAUUUACUAUAGUCCACCGGUGGUGCGCAAACUGGAUGCUCCUUUGAUCCACAAUAAAGAAAAGAUUAUGGUAGAACCAGGAUUCCUUUUCACCAUGGCAAAGCCUAAAGAAUCAGAGAAUUCAGAAUGCAUGUCUGGAAAUUCCUACAGCCAGUGGUUGUGCAACUUCUCCAAGAAGCAGAGGGAUCUACUGGACAAAGACAGCACUGAGGACCUUUCAUCUGUUCCUGCCUUCCCAUCUCCAUUGGGGGAAUUAGAGAUCUCGGGGAACAUGAGCGAUGACAUGAAAGAGAUCACCAACUGUGUUAGGCAAGCUAUCCGCUCUAGCUCCCUGGAAAGAAAGACCAAAAGCACAUCCAGCCAGACAGUUUGCACCAUAGGAGUCCAGACGAUCCGAAUGGUUAACAUUGGUCUUCAAACUGAUCUGCCCAGGACAAGCUUGCACACAAAAAGUUGGUCACCAAGGAGUUCUUUACUCUCUGCAAGGACCAAACAUAUUUCAACUUCACUGGACAAGGUCCACUCUCGGGUGGAGAGGCCUUGCUGCUCUCCCAAGUACGGCUCUCCCAAGCUACAGAGAAGGUCGUCAUCAUCAAAACUAGACCAUUCUAAAGAUCGAAGCCUGUGGAGCCUUCACCAGAACAAACAAAAUGGUUCUGCCUGGGCCAGGUCUACAACCACUCGAGACAGCCCUGUCCUAACCAACGUCUAUGAUGGAUCGUCUAGCCUGUUCAAUGUAGUGGAUCAUGCUGGAAGCACAGAGUCCCUGUACAAAGCAGGUUUGGCUGAGGGCAGAAAUAAAGGAGAGGCCUCCAAGUACGGCGUUGUUCAGGAAUUCUUCAGGAAUGUAUGUGGCCGUUCAGCUCAGGCCCCUAGUACAGGCACCGAGAAGAAAGAGGUAGAAGACGGUAGCAAAAGACCCGAUAAUCAUGACCAAUGUUCAUCUGCCAUGUGCCAUCCGUCUCACAAUGUUUCUAAACUGCUGAGCAAGAGAACCAGCCUAGGAGGUAAAGAUGGAAGCCCCAAGGACCCAGACAUUACUUCCACCUCAGCAACUGAAGAUUACGCCUGUAAUUGUAGCUCACAUCCGGUAACAUCCUGCUUCUCCAGACCUUCCCGCACCCACUCACGCCAAUCCCACAGCAAGUGCCAGCUCCACCAAGAGCCGGGGCUUGAGGAUAAAACUGCAAGUGGAUCAAACUAA